AUGGGUCGGAUUCAAUCAGUAAACUUGGUCCACUAUAGCCCACUUUUUGACCAACCACCUCCACCUCCACCGCCACCAAUCCACCACUCACCUUCACUCCCCGGAUUAAAAAAGCCACCACCAAAAACCAAAAACCCUAAAAAAAACAAUCUCAUUUUUUCCCAAAUCAUGGAUGACCAAGAAAACAACCCCUCCUCCUCCUCUCCUCCGCCGCCCGCCGCUUCAAAUCCUUCCCAACCCAAAUCCCAACCCGAACCACAACCGUCGGCAUCCGCCUCCUCCAACCCAUCUUCCCCAGAAGACACCACCACCAAACCCAACAUUGAAAUAGUCCCCAUUUCCACCCCAGAAGCUAACCCUAAUCCUAUUGCCACCAGAGCCCCAAAAUCACCAUCCUCCAAGAAAAACGCUCCUCUCCCAUGGACCCACCAAGAAACCAUCAGUCUCAUCCAGACCUACCAGGAGAAAUGGUACUCCCUCAAGAAAGGCCAACUCAAGGCUAACCAGUGGGAGGACGUCGCCGCCGCCGUCGCCGCCCGCUGCGGCUACGAUUCCCCCUCCAAAACCUCCACCCAAUGCCGUCACAAGAUUGAAAAGCUCCGGAAAAGAUACCGGGCUGAGCGGCUCAAGCCUUAUCCUAAUUCUUGGCAGUACUAUGAGCUCAUGGACCACAUGGAACGCGGCCCUAUGCCUAUCACGGCAACCCGUUCCGCGCCUCCGGUUAAGUAUCAGAAUCAGAAGAAUGCGGGCGCUUCGGGUUUUCUUAAUAAUUACAGAGAGAAUAAUAGUGAUGAGGGGGGCGCCAAUUAUGGUGGUUUUGAGGCUAAGAAAAAUAAGUCCAAGAGUAUAAACAACAUUGUUCGAGGGAGCGGUGUUGAUAUGGGCAACAGGAAUCUGAAUAAAAUUGGUAUGAGCAGGAAUUUUGGUUUUGGGGAAGAGCUGGAAGCGGAGGUUGAGGAGAAAGGAAAAGGGGUUUUAGUAAAGGCGUUGGCUGCAGAGGUCAGGGGUUUCGCGGAGAGGUUUUUGAAGAUGGAGAAUGACAAGAUUGAGUUGAUGAGAAAAACUGAGAAGACUAGGAUGGAGAUGGAGAAGAAUAGAAUGGAUAUGAUUCUAGAAGCGCAGAGAAAAGUUGUGGAUACCAUAGGCAAGGCUUUUGGAGCUCACAAGAAACCCAAGAGGACGGCUCCAGAAAGCUGA
Oldenlandia corymbosa var. corymbosa is the source of this 1197-nucleotide messenger RNA. NCBI's taxonomy places the organism in Eukaryota, Viridiplantae, Streptophyta, Magnoliopsida, Gentianales, Rubiaceae. The record is from the annotation of a GenBank genome assembly.